Messenger RNA from Chrysochloris asiatica (Cape golden mole), 2095 nucleotides. RefSeq names its product kinesin light chain 2 (gene KLC2). Gene Ontology annotation, biological process: microtubule-based movement. The coding region runs from base 233 to 2095 and encodes 620 amino acids. Gene Ontology annotation, cellular component: membrane-bounded organelle; cytoplasm; kinesin complex. The record is from RefSeq and is a predicted model, not a curated record. Gene Ontology annotation, molecular function: kinesin binding. The transcript has 16 exons. Lineage: Eukaryota; Metazoa; Chordata; Mammalia; Afrosoricida; Chrysochloridae.
GUUUCGCCCCCUCCGACGCCGCCGAGGUAGCAGCUUCACCUUUAAGGCGGCGCGGGGACUGCUGGGAAGGCCGGCGGGAUGGAGGCUGCGGGACCGGCUCAGGGUUGCGGGUCCCGGUGAAGCAGGACGGGAGCCGGAGCCAGAGCCGGAGCCGAAGCCGGAGCUGGGCCGAGCGUGAGGCGCAGGCCCAGCGCCCGCCUGUCGCUCCUUCACUUUCGCAGGUGGAGCGGCCAUGGCCACGAUGGUGCUUCCGCGGGAGGAGAAGCUGAGCCAGGAUGACAUCGUGCUGGGCACCAAGGCCGUCAUCCAGGGAUUGGAGACCCUGCGCGGGGAGCAUAGGGCCUUGCUCGCCCCUCUGGUUGCACAUGAGGCCGGAGAGACCGAGCCUGGAUCGCAGGAGCGCUGUGUCUUCCUGCGUCGCUCCCUGGAAGCCAUAGAGCUGGGGCUGGGGGAGGCCCAGGUGAUCCUGGCGCUAUCCAACCACCUGGGGGCGGUGGAGUCGGAGAAACAGAAGCUGCGGGCUCAGGUGCGGCGCCUGGUCCAGGAGAACCAGUGGUUGCGUGAGGAGCUGGCGGGGACACAGCAGAAGCUGCAGCGCAGUGAGCAGGCCGUGGCCCAGCUGGAAGAGGAGAAGCAGCACCUGCUGUUCAUGAGCCAAAUCCGCAAGUUGGACGAGGAUACCUCCCCCAACGAGGAGAAGGGCGAUGUCUCCAAAGACUCUCUGGAUGACUUGUUUCCCAAUGAGGAUGAGCAGAACCCAGCCCCCAGCCCUGGUGGAGGGGAUGUGGCUGCCCAGCAUGGGGGCUACGAAAUUCCAGCCCGACUACGCACCCUGCACAACCUAGUGAUCCAGUACGCCUCACAGGGCCGCUAUGAGGUGGCCGUGCCGCUAUGCAAGCAGGCACUGGAAGACCUGGAGAAAACAUCAGGCCACGACCACCCUGAUGUGGCCACCAUGCUGAACAUCCUGGCGCUGGUGUAUCGGGAUCAAAACAAGUACAAGGAGGCUGCCCACCUACUCAACGAUGCCUUGGCCAUCCGGGAGAAGACACUGGGCAAGGACCACCCAGCUGUGGCCGCAACACUGAACAACCUGGCAGUUCUGUAUGGCAAGCGAGGCAAAUACAAGGAGGCAGAGCCGCUCUGCAAGCGGGCACUGGAGAUCCGGGAGAAGGUCCUGGGCAAGUUCCACCCUGACGUGGCCAAGCAACUGAGCAACCUGGCUCUACUGUGUCAGAACCAGGGCAAGGCCGAGGAGGUGGAGUACUACUACCGGCGGGCCCUGGAGAUCUACGCCACGCGCCUCGGUCCUGACGACCCCAAUGUGGCCAAGACCAAGAACAACCUGGCUUCCUGCUACCUGAAACAGGGCAAGUACCAGGAUGCCGAGACGCUCUACAAGGAGAUCCUCACUCGUGCUCAUGAGAAGGAGUUUGGCUCAGUCAAUGGGGACAAUAAGCCCAUCUGGAUGCACGCAGAGGAACGGGAAGAGAGCAAGGAUAAGCGCCGGGACAGCACUCCAUAUGGAGAAUACGGCAGCUGGUACAAGGCCUGCAAAGUAGACAGCCCCACAGUCAACACCACUCUGCGUAGCUUGGGGGCCCUAUACCGGCGCCAGGGCAAGCUAGAAGCCGCGCACACUCUGGAGGACUGCGUCAGCCGCAGCCGCAAGCAGGGCCUGGAUCCUGCCAGUCAGACCAAGGUGGUGGAAUUACUGAAAGACGGCAGUGGGGGGCGUGGAGACUGCCGCAGCAGCCGAGACGUGACUGGGGGGGGCGGUUUUCGGGAGGACCUGGAGGACACAGGGCCUACAGCCGAGUGGAACGGGGAUGGCAGCGGCUCCCUGCGGCGCAGCGGCUCCUUCGGGAAGCUCCGGGAUGCUCUGAGGCGCAGCAGUGAGAUGCUGGUGAAGAAACUUCAGGGGGGUGGUCCCCAGGAGCCCCCUAACCCUAGGAUGAAGCGAGCCAGCUCCCUCAACUUCCUCAACAAGAGUGCUGAGGAGCCCGUCCAGCCUGAAGGAACGGGCCUCUCUGACAGUCGCGCCCUCAGCUCCAGCUCCAUGGACCUCUCCCGGCGAAGCUCCCUCGUGGGCUAA